Messenger RNA from Dendrobium catenatum, 507 nucleotides. RefSeq lists its product as uncharacterized. The record is from RefSeq and is a predicted model, not a curated record. NCBI's taxonomy places the organism in Eukaryota, Viridiplantae, Streptophyta, Magnoliopsida, Asparagales, Orchidaceae. Bases 1 to 507 code for a protein of 168 amino acids. The transcript has a single exon.
AUGGCUAAACAUGAUCUUCAUGAUCUUGGUGCGAUCGUUCCUAAAUUUACAUGGUGUAAUAAUAAGCAAGGGGUUGCCAGGAUUUGGGAACGCUUGGACCGUUGCUUGCUAAAUUCUCUUGCUCUACAGCUAGUCCCGUCUGCAUCCAUUCAGCACCUAGUUAGGAUCUCUUCUGAUCACUGCCCCAUUUCUUUUUACCUUGAGAACUCUACUCGGGAUUCAACCAAAAUUUUCAGAUUUGAAGACACCUGGAAAUCAUAUGCAGCCACUUGGAAUAUUGUUGCAAAGGCUUGGGGAAAAAAUGACUACGGAGAUGAAGCUGAUGUUCUUAAUAGGAAGAUAAAGAGAUCCUCGAAAUCUCUCUUCUUUUGGAAUAAGAAUACCUGCAAAAACCUGAACCAGUUAAAAGAAGAUUUAAAAAUAAACAUUUUUAACUUGCAAAAACAAGAAGACGAGGAAGGAAGUUUAGGUUCAGAUAAUCUUACUCUUUUAAGAAGUAAGGUCUGA